Molecule: messenger RNA, 1488 nt
Organism: Motacilla alba alba
Lineage: Eukaryota; Metazoa; Chordata; Aves; Passeriformes; Motacillidae
Product: bone morphogenetic protein 8B-like
Exons: 7
Coding region: 61-1350 (429 amino acids)
Biological process (GO): SMAD protein signal transduction
Cellular component (GO): extracellular region
Molecular function (GO): growth factor activity; cytokine activity
Source: RefSeq, a predicted model, not a curated record
GGGCCGUGCCGGUGCCCGGGGCCGCACCGCACCGGGCGGGCGGGGGGUCCCGGCGGUGCCAUGGGGCGCGGGGCGGGCGGGGGGCGUCGUGGGGCCGUGGCGCUGCUGUGGCUGGCGGCCGUGCUGUACCAGCUGGGCAGCGGCAGCGUCCUCCGCCGCCGGCUCCACGCCGCCGGGGUCCCGCAGCGGCGGCUGAGCGGCGGCGAGCGGCGGGACGUGCAGCGGGAGAUCCUGGCCGUGCUGGGGCUGCCCGGUCGGCCCCGGCCCCGCGCUCCCGCCCGCGUCCCCGCCGCCGCCGCGCCGCUCUUCAUGCUCGAUCUGUACCACGCCGUGGCCGGCGAGGAGGAGGAGGAGGAGGAGGGCGAGGAAGCGGCGGUGUCGCGCCCGGUGCUCACCGGGCUCAGCACGCAGAGCCCCCCGCCCGGCAGCGUCGUGAGCCGCGCAGACACCGUGGUCAGCCUCGUUAACGUGGUGGAGCAGGACCGGGAUCUGUUCUCCCCCAAGCCCUACUGGAAGGAGUUCAGGUUCGACCUGGCGCAGGUGCCGGCGGGAGAGGCCGUGACGGCCGCCGAGUUCCGCAUCUACAAAUCGCGGGGCGUCCCCAGGCACGCCAACAGCAGCCUCCACGUCAGCAUCUACGAGGUGGCUGCCCAGCAUUCCAACAGGGAAUCUGACCUGUUCCUGCUGGAUGUGCAGGACCUGCGUGCUGGGACAGAGGGCUGGCUGGUGUUUGAUGUCACAGCUGCCAGCAGCCACUGGUCAGUGGAUCAGAAACACAGCCUGGGGCUGCGGCUCUAUGUGGAGACAGAUGAUGGGCACAGCGUUGACCCAGGCUCAGCUGGGCUCCUGGGGCGCCGGGGCCCCCGCUCCAAGCAGCCCUUCAUGGUGACAUUUUUCCGGGCCAGCCCCAGCCCCUCCCGUGUCACACGAGCAGCCAAACCCCAGAGGAGGCGACAACCCAAGAAAUCCAACGACCUCCCCCACCCAAACAAGCUCCCGGGAAUUUUUGAUGAUGUCCACCCCACGGACGGGCGGCAGGUCUGCCGGCGCCACGAGCUCUACGUCAGCUUCCAGGACCUCGGCUGGCUGGACUGGGUGAUUGCUCCACAGGGAUACUCAGCCUAUUACUGCGAGGGGGAGUGUGCAUUCCCACUGGACUCCUGCAUGAACGCCACCAACCACGCCAUCCUGCAGUCCCUGGUCCACCUGAUGAAGCCUGAGGCCGUGCCCAAGGCGUGCUGUGCCCCCACCAAGCUCAGCGCCACCUCUGUCCUCUACUACGACAGCAACAACAACGUCAUCCUCAAAAAGCAUCGGAACAUGGUGGUGAAAUCCUGCGGCUGCCACUGAUGCACAGGUCCCAUUCCCAGCCCUGAGCGUCCCAUUCCUGUCCCUGAGUGUCCCAAACCCAGCCCUGGAUGUCCCAUCCCCACCCCUGGAUGCCUCAUUCCCACCCCUGGAUGUCCCUUUCCCAUCCCUGGAUGUCCC